GCGGGUGAUCACAAAGUUUUUCAAGCGCCAUAGUCAUGCCCGCGAGGUUCGGGAAGCGUUCACGACGAUGGCACUUUUGCUGCUCGUCGAGAUGCGCUUCGGCACGCAUGUCAUCAUGAUGCGGCAACUUCUUCGCCUGCAAGUGCAUCUUAUGCAAAUGGUCAUCGAUGAUCGAUGGAAGGACACUGUUUGGUCGACGAAGAAGAUUCGAGAUGACGUCGCGGAAGUCACAGCAUGUGUCGGUUCUUCUUUGUGGUGGGAGGAUAUGAAGGCGGUGUGCAAGUUGUUGGAUCCCAUCAUGGACAUGUUGCAGAUGGUGGACAGCGACACGAGGCAAAUCGACAAGAUUUUGCGCCGGCAGGCUAUAUCGGACGAUGCUCCCAACGACAGGCCACAUCCGUACGGGAGUUGGGUGCAUUACUGGCAGCAGGUGGAGGACGAGUUGCCCACAGACCAACAGCUUGUCUCAGGCCGAGGAGCCUGGACAGCAAUGACGCAGGAGGAGUUGAUGCAAGCGAGAGAGAGGAUGCGUGCUGUGUCCCGCAUGGGAGCCACGCGUCGAUUGCGGAUGUCUGACAGGAGGAGACAUUGUAGCGGCGGUCGUGGUGGUGGUCGACGGGGAGGAUGGAGACAAGGCGGGCGUGGAGGUGCUGGUGGGAGGAGUUCUACAGCGAGUCGUCGACUGCCGGUGGACGAGCUUGUACGCAAGUCUCGACAGCGUUGGGACGAGGGAGACUUCUUAUAUGAGAGUUCGUCCAGUGACGAUGAGGAUUUCUUUGGGACUACAGGCAUGCCUGCAUCGGACGACGACAACGAUCUUGGAGACCCCCACCCGGACGGAGACAACGACGACGGCGCCGGAGACGAUGAUCAUGGUGAUGGUGGAGAUCGGCCACGGACCCGCGCGACACUUGCAGGUGGUGACCGAGGACUUGACGAGGUGGCUGACGGAGAUGAUCGUGAUGAGGGUGACGCUGGGGUGACGAUCAUGGUGACGGCGACGGUCGGGGAGGGGCAGGCGCAGUGGGCUCCACACGUGAAGCCACAUGCAGAGGGAUCACUGCCAUGGACGUCAACCACGACGCACGGGACUAUGAUGAUGGAGAUGGAGGGGGCGCCGACGGUCCAGGACUUCUUCAGGGCGGACGAGGGCAGUGCUGCGGCACUGCAUCCACUCACAUCAGCUGGUGGACCCGAGGUAACUGCAAUGACUUUGGACACGAGACGGCCACCGGCAACGGUGGAGCAAGAGAUUGACAGAGCAGCUCGACCUCCUCGUCCGCCAUCACAUGCAGAGCAUCAACCCAUCGACGUGGCCGCCUGCGCGGUUGCAGGCGGCGCCGCCAAGGACAUCACGGACAAGGCACAACAUCCUGUGGCGGGGUCAUCGGCGACAGCACCACGCGACAGAGCUACUGUUUUGCCGAAUUUACAUACUAUACCAGCGGGACCAGUGCUGGGGGGUUGGACGAGCAGGGAACCGGGAUUGUUGGCAGAGUAUGAGGCCCGACAUGGGAGUGCAGUGCCGACAAAGACAUCGGAUGUCCAGGCGACGAGGGCCGCUAAGGCGAGUCUUUCUCGAGCGAGGAAGAAGGCCGCGGAAAGGACGACGUCACGAUCGCCGCCGCAUAUGCGUUCCCAUAUGAGGCGAUACAGCCCUGCGCAUCUCGAGGACGGAGAGAUUUCGUCCGAGAGCGGCGCAUGGGGUGUUGGAGGGAGGAGCACAGCGGUGCUGGACCACAUCGGCAGGGAUGGUGCAGGGGAUGGAGUGCGAGGAGAGAAGAGACGCGGUAGUAUGCUUAUCGUCCACGGCGACAACACGGAUGUCGCCCCUGGAGAGACCAAAGGCACUAAUGAUAAAGGGGACUCUGAUUACGUACCUGAACUUCCUAAAGUACGGGCGGCGGACGGAGAUGAUGGAAGAGGGCGACGGGUCAGACGGAGGACACGACUUGGGCCACAGGGGCCUCAGCGCACACCAUCGGCGACGAUUACUGCACCAAUUGAUCGGCGAGCUCAGGCGCAGCGGCUGCUGCGCAAAAUGGAGGCCACUCUUCAAGAGACACAUGCUGCAUCAUUCGGACACGGACAGUCGAAGCCUGAGAGAGAGAGAGAGAGAGAGAGAGCGACUGUUGGUUUCAGGCUUUCUGCUGGUUUUGCGGACCACAGGUGACUUGUUGAUUUAGGCUGCCGAGGGUGAACAGUGUACAGUAACAGGGAG
This is a messenger RNA of Chara braunii, 2221 nucleotides long. Lineage: Eukaryota; Viridiplantae; Streptophyta; Charophyceae; Charales; Characeae. The record is from the annotation of a GenBank genome assembly.